GGCAACGAACUCAUGCAGGGCUUCAAAAUGAACGGACGGGUAGUCGACCCCAACAAACAGUCCAUUAUUGUCGAGCUCUUGCUCAUGAAGAAGCAACAGUCCAGACAACAGCAACGCAUUGAAAAUAUCCGGCGUUUAGUGGAAACGGCGGAGAAGUAUAGGAAACGCAAGAUAUCCGUACAACUGGUCAAAGACCUGCUCUUCACGACCACUCCCGAGAUGGCCGACGCACUCAUACAGCAGGUGCCCGAAGACGAUCAGUACGACUCUAUGAAGGCGUCGUCCGGUAUAUGCGCUAUACUAUGACCCCUACACUCAUCACUAGUGCCCAGCAUUGCGCUCAUCAUCUCACUGUCCACUAGAGGUAUUGCCAACCAAUUGAGUGGUGUAUGGGUUACGUAAUCACUACAACACCCAAUCACACGCACCGUCACCGAGAAAGUGUUAGAAAUGACGAUUACAUCUGAGCAUAAUGCAUUCAACGGCUAUAAUAUUAGUGAACCAAUGACUCAAUUUUCAAUCAUGUAGUCUAUAUGACAGCCGCUAUAUUUAAUUAUUUCAUUCAGAAUUGACUCAUUGGUUCAAUUCUAGUCACAAUUUAUUCAAUCAGAUUGACGUCACUUCAGGGCUGUACAUAGAGUACGCCAAUUGGGGACAAACUUUUACUACAAUUUUAGUAAUUUUCAUAACAAAUUCAAUUUUAAAGUUUAAAUGCCAU
Messenger RNA from Oppiella nova, 718 nucleotides. Lineage: Eukaryota; Metazoa; Arthropoda; Arachnida; Sarcoptiformes; Oppiidae. The record is from the annotation of a GenBank genome assembly.